CCACGCCGUCGAGCGCCGCGCGGAGCGCGGCGUGGAGCGCGUAAAACACCGCCUCGUCGUCGUCGUUAGACACACGAGAUGCCCAACGCGAAAGUCGCCGAGCCCGGCGCCGCCGCAGAGGCCUGGGCCGCCUCGGAGCCCGCCGACGACGCGCGCCUCGCGCGCAUGCGCGCUCUGCUGGAGCAGUCGUCUCCCAAAAAGGCCCCGCGCGAGAGCUACCAGGACCCCAUGGUGCUGAGCUCGGGCUACGCCAUGCCGCGCGUGGGCCUCGGCACCGCGCACCUCUUCGAGGCGCAGAUCGCGGCGAACCUCGCCGCCGGCGCGCGGCACCUCGACUGCGCGCGCAUCUACGGCAACGAGGCCGCCGUCGGCCGCGCCGUGCGCGCGAGCGGCGUGCCGCGGUGCGAGCUCUUCCUCACGACGAAGCUGUGGAUGGACGAGGCGCGGCCCGAGCGCGUCGCCGCGGCGCUCGACGACAGCCUCCAGCAGCUCCAGACGAGCUACGUGGACCUGCUCCUCAUCCACUGGCCGCUCAAGUUCCGGCCGGGCACGGUCCUCGCCCGGGACGGCGCCGUCGGCGACUUUUCGGCGACGUGGGCGGCCAUGGAGGCGCUCGCGGCGUCGGGCAAGGCGCGGAGCCUCGGCGUGUCCAACUUCGACGAGGCGCAGCUGUCGCGGCUCCUCGACGACGCGAAAACCAUCCCGCCGGCGGUGAACCAGGUCGAGGCGCACCCGAAGUUCCCGAACCAGGCGCUCGUCGACUUUUGCCUCUCGCGCGACGUCGCCGUCGUCGCCUGGGGCCCGCUCGGCGGCGACCCGCGGCGCCUCGGCGAGGACUCCAUGCUCUGGGCGACGGCGAAGAUGCACGCCGCGUCCCUCUGCCGCUGCGCGCUCCGCUGGAACCUCGAGCGCGGCGUCGCCGUCAUCCCCAAGAGCACGCGGCCCGCGCACGUCGCGGACGCGCUCGCCGCGACGGCGGGGCCCCGGCUCACGGCCGACGACCGCCGCCUCCUCGCGGACUCGCGGCGCCGCGGCUCCCGCCGCUUCCCCGACGUCAUCGGCGUCUGGCCCGCGACGGCCUUCGUCGGCUUCCGGCUCGUCGGCUGGUGGCUCCACGUCGUCUUCUCCGCGCUCUUCGCCGUCGUCCCCGGCGUCGACGCCGUCGGCUUCGCGCGCGCGCGCGCGGCGCGCAAGGAGCGGCGCUACGCCGCGGCCGUCGCCGCGCGGGACGCCGCCGCGGACGCGAAGCGGGACUAAUGCGAUU
Aureococcus anophagefferens is the source of this 1264-nucleotide messenger RNA. RefSeq lists its product as hypothetical. Lineage: Eukaryota; Pelagophyceae; Pelagomonadales; Pelagomonadaceae. Gene Ontology annotation, molecular function: aldose reductase (NADPH) activity. The coding region runs from base 79 to 1257 and encodes 392 amino acids. The record is from RefSeq and is a predicted model, not a curated record. Gene Ontology annotation, cellular component: cytosol. The transcript has a single exon.